Baudoinia panamericana UAMH 10762 is the source of this 1275-nucleotide messenger RNA. RefSeq names its product glycoside hydrolase family 64 protein. The coding region runs from base 1 to 1275 and encodes 424 amino acids. The record is from RefSeq and is a predicted model, not a curated record. The transcript is spliced from 2 exons. NCBI's taxonomy places the organism in Eukaryota, Fungi, Ascomycota, Dothideomycetes, Mycosphaerellales, Teratosphaeriaceae.
AUGCCAGACUCACUGCAGAUCGCUCUCAAGAACGACAGCGACGCAAGUAACCUCUACGCAUACAUCACAGGCAUUGGUAUUCAACAUGGAGGCCAGCGUCUCAUGCUGAAAGCGAACGGCAGUGACCUCUACUUUGCGCAGAACCCGCCAUCAAUAGGCUCGCCGCUGGCCGAAGACUGUGCGAUCCCUCUUGGCCCUCCCGGCAACUCUACGACCAUUACAAUCCCGCAGAUUGCGGGCGGCCGGAUAUGGAUCUCAGAAGGAAACCUCACAUUCCUCUUGAACCCAGGUCCAGCACUUGUUGAGCCUUCAGUGCUCAACCCGAGUGACCCUAAUGCCAAUGUCAAUUUCGGGUUUUGUGAGUUUACCUUAAACAACGACCAACUGUAUGCCAACAUUUCGUACGUGGACUUUGCGCCCAGAAUUCCAAUAGCCAUCACCCUGCAACAGGCGUCCGGCCAAGUGCAGCACGUUAUGGGUAUGGCACCCAAUGGGCUAGAUCAGCUUGCCGAAGGCCUCCGCCAGCAAGCGCAGAAGGACGGUCGACCAUGGGAUAAGCUCACCGUGAACCGGGAGGGGCGAAAUCUGCGCGUCUUAAACGCUACACAUGGCGGUGCGGUUGGUGCAAGCUUUGAAGGAUAUUACGAACCGCACAUUGAGGAAGUAUGGUCUAAAUACAGCUCGAACCACUGCAUGAAAGUCAAUACCCAAGCCGGUCCUGGUGUCCUCGAAGGCCGCAUUGAGAGCAACGGAAAGCUUAUGAUUGGUGACGAAGCGUUCGACAAACCCAACAGCGCGGACGUCUUUGGCUGCAACUCGGGUCCUUUCACCACGGGUCCCUCGGCGACGAGGAACGCUAUUAUUCCUCGACUCGCAGCCGCCUUUCAUCGCUCGACCUUGUUAGCGUGCGAGGAGCAUCCAUCAGAUCCCAGCACAUUCUAUGCCACAGAUCCGACAAACCAUUACGCGCGGCUUGUUCAUCAGGUCAACCUUGACAGGAAGGGCUAUGCAUUCGCUUACGACGAUGUGCAGCCAGAUGGUGGCGAGGAUCAAAGUGGCAAGGUUAAUGCUGGCGAUCCGGUGCUGUUUACUGUGACUGUUGGUGGCAAAAGUGCAGCAGGCGGAGCUCCUCCGGAUACUGCCAACCAACAGCCGCAGCAGCAAACGUACGAUCGGCCGCCGCCACCUCCGCCGCCUGGUCAGGAGCAGCAGCAGCAUCAAGAAGGCGGAUUCAGAGGGAAGCUGAGAGGCUUCGCCGAUAAGUUUAUGCGCUGA